Messenger RNA from Linum tenue, 3159 nucleotides. The record is from the annotation of a GenBank genome assembly. NCBI's taxonomy places the organism in Eukaryota, Viridiplantae, Streptophyta, Magnoliopsida, Malpighiales, Linaceae.
ACAAGAUGUGGAGUAUUUUUGAUAUUUUCUUUCUCUGAAUUGACAACUAUUUAACGAUGAGAUCAGUGCUGAAAGGUGUUCAAUGUCGGCAUCAUCAACUGUGAUGAGGAAGGAAAGAAAGUCCCGUUGGUUUGCGAUUCCUUUGAGCUGUCGUCAGCCAUGGGGCCUCUCUAUCUCUUUUUCCCUCCAUUUCUCUCUUGCUUUGGUUUGCUGUGUCUUUUCUCUUUUCUCUCUGUUGGCUUUCACUUGGCAUGCGAAGGAGGGAACUCACAAAAUUCUUAUUCUUCGUGCAUGGGCAACUCACAAGUCACACCCUUUUGAAUUUAUUGCUGCAUCUGGCAAAAAGGGUGACGCAAUUGAAAGGAUUUCUUCGUUAAAACUCCCUCUUUUUCUCUGUAAGUUUCUGAUAGAGAUACAGAGGAGCAGGGUGGGGAGAGAAAGAACUGCCUGAUUUGAUCCUUCGGAGAAUCUGUAAAUUGCGGAGAACAGGGCAAGCUGCAAGCUUUUUCUCCAGGUAUCGACGAAAGUGAAGGGAAGGGGCAGUUAUUGAUUCCUGUGGGUUCUUUUUGGGGCCAUUCUUCAGGGUGCUUUUGGGAUGGAUUGAGUUUCUGGCUUCUGGGUUGCCCAAAGGUGAGUUCCUAUACUUUACUUGUAAGGUAGAAGAAAAUGGUGGGCUUGCGGCAACUGUUCUUAGAAGAAAAUGAAAGGAUUAAUAAGAAGAUCUUGUCCAAUGGAGAUGUCUAUGUUGGCGACUUCAAGGGAGAACUUCCCCAUGGCAAAGGCAAAUAUUUGUGGUCAGAUGGCACUGUCUAUGACGGAGAAUGGAAAGGAGGUAAGAUGACUGGAAAAGGACAUAUAUCAUGGGCCGCAGGAGCCAAAUAUGAAGGUGAAUUUUCUGGCAGUUAUCUUCACGGCUUUGGCACCUUUACUCGUCCUGAUGGAUCUGAAUAUCGAGGUUCCUGGAGGAUGAAUAUACAGCAUGGGCUUGGUACGAAACUGUACUCCAAUUUGGAUGUUUAUGAAGGUUGUUGGAAGGAAGGUGUCCACGAAGGUAACGGUAGGUACUCUUGGAGCAAUGGUAAUGUCUAUGUGGGAAAUUGGAAAGGUGGAAUCAUGAAUGGUAGAGGAAUCAUGAAAUGGAUCAGUGGUGAUAUCUUUGAUGGCUCUUGGUCAAAUGGUCUGAGGCAUGGGUCUGGGGUUUAUAGGUUUGCAGAUGGGGGUUUCUACUUUGGAACAUGGACCAAAGGUUUGAAGGAUGGGAAAGGGACAUACUAUCCCGCUGGAACGAGACAUCCAUCUCUAAAGAGAUGGUGUAGAUCGCUUGGUUAUGAUGGUAUUCCAAGUAGCUUUCAGUCUCAUGAUGCUUCAACAUUGAAUUUGGUAGAAGUUGAGGCUCAAAGAACAAGUAUCAGGCGCAGUGUCUCGGAAUUGUCAGGUAGUGGAAGUUUAAGUGGUUCAGGGAGGAUAGCACAGAGAACAUCAUCAAUGGACAGAAAUUCAAGCCCUGGUCAUUCUGCCAGAGAGUUGAUACCUAAUAAUGACUUAUCAAGUGCGCUGUCUCACGUCUCCGACGAUGUUCAUAGUGUGGUGCUAGACAGCGAUAGAAUAGCUUAUGAACGAGAAUACAUUCAAGGCGUUUUGAUCAAAGAGAAGAUUAUAACUGCAGAGCGGUCACGGAAGACUAAACAUAAAAACAAAUUCCAUGUCGAAGAAGGAAAAUCCAACUCGUGGAUGAAUAUUUUCCAGAGCCGUCAGAGCUAUUAUCUAAUGCUUAAUUUACAACUUGGUAUCAGGUAUACUGUUGGAAAGAUCACUCCGGUGCCCAUGCGUGAAGUUCGUCCUUCUGAUUUUGGAGAGCGAGCUAGAAUAAGGAUGUAUUUUCCCAAAAAAGGAUCGCAGUUGACCCCGCCUCACUACUCCAUUGAUUUCUAUUGGAAAGAUUACUGUCCCAUGGUAUUCAGGAAUUUGAGAGAGAUGUUCAAAUUAGAUGCAGCUGAGUACAUGAUGUCUAUUUGCGGUGAUGAUGGUCUGACAGAACUCGCUUCACCCGGGAAAAGUGGCAGUCUCUUCUAUCUUUCUCAUGAUGAUAGAUUUGUGAUCAAGACAUUAAAUAAGGCUGAACUCAAGUCCCUUCUCAGGAUGUUGCCAAAAUAUUACUGUCAUGUAGGCAAGCAUGAAAAUACUCUCAUAACGAAGUUCUUCGGGGUUCAUCGAAUAAAAUUAAGAGGUGGACGAAAGGUACGGUUUGUGGUCAUGGGUAAUAUGUUUUGCACGGAAUUGAGAAUUCAUCGUCGUUAUGAUCUGAAAGGCUCGUCUCAUGGAAGAUAUACAGAUAAAGAUAAGAUCAAAGAGGGUACCACAUUAAAGGACCUUGAUCUAGAUUAUGAAUUUCACAUGGACAAACUAUUGAGGGAAUCCCUCUUCAAACAACUUCAUCUGGACUCCAAGUUCUUAGAAUCUCAGAACAUAAUUGAUUACAGCCUCCUCUUGGGGUUGCAUUUCAGAGCACCAGAGCAGCUGAAGGCCGUUUUAGAGCCUCCUGGCGCCGCAACCAAUCAUGAUGGUUUUUCUUCAGAUGAUGUUGGUGUGAGUUCUCAAGGGGAGCUCUUGAUACCCCCAACAGGAUUAAUCUUGGUCACUCAUGAACCUAGUUCUGUCAACACUGCACCGGGUCCUCACAUCCGAGGUAGCACGCUGAGAGCUUUUUCUGUUGGUGAGCGGGAGGUCGACCUGUUACUGCCCGGGACUGCAAGCAGGUUGCGGGUUCAGUUAGGAGUGAACAUGCCAGCUCAGGCGAGUCACAAGCUGCUGCAAGACGAGGGCGAUUCCACAGAGGUUGAACUCUUUGAGGUCUAUGACGUGGUUCUGUACAUGGGAGUGAUCGACAUAUUGCAGGAGUACAAUGCCAGGAAGAAAGCGGAGAAUGCUUACAAAUCGUUCAAGUUCGACCCUGUAACGAUCUCUGUCGUCGAGCCAAAGCUGUAUGCUCAGCGGUUCAUCAAUUUCCUGCAAAAAGUGUUUCCAGAACCUCCCUGAGAACUUAUCCAAAGCUUCGUGGUGUAGCUCUUCAUCUUUUGUUCAGGAGAAGGUGCAUUCAUAAGAAUUUCUUUUCUAUGGGGAGUAUACUAAUUAGUAACAAUGCAUAUUUUUGUAUAGUAG